Candoia aspera is the source of this 1265-nucleotide messenger RNA. RefSeq names its product mucin-3A-like. The coding region runs from base 213 to 1178 and encodes 321 amino acids. The record is from RefSeq and is a predicted model, not a curated record. NCBI's taxonomy places the organism in Eukaryota, Metazoa, Chordata, Lepidosauria, Squamata, Candoiidae. The transcript has 10 exons.
CUCUCAGUGGGUAAUGCUUUUAAUGAUUUCUUGCCAUUUUUUCCUUUGUUUGGGCUAAUUUUGUCCUUUUUUGUGAAGCUUCUACCACUGAAAUUGUUCCCCCCAAAUGUUUGAAUGGAGGGGUUCCCAUUGGGGAUCGCUGUCGAUGUCCAUCACCUUAUACUGAGCCAUUUUGCAAAGAGGCACAGAAUGAAGUGCUUGUGGUGAAGGUUAUGGCUACAAUCAACAUCACUGUCAAAGUGAUCAACAUGGAAUUUAAACCGGGGAUGGCUACUCCUGGCUCGGCUGAUUUCCUAUCCUUUGCAGCACACUUUAAGAGACAGAUGAAUAUUUUCUAUGCAGAUGUUCCUGGGUACCAGCAUGUAACUGUGAUUCAACUGAGCAAGGGCAGCAUUAAAGUGGAUCAUGAGGUGGUCCUGCAGGUGUCUUUCUCUGAGUUUAAGGCCUUCUACGCUGCAGCCAUGCGGAGAAUUGAGGAGAAGCUGCACAGCACGGCACCGACAAUAUGCUCCUCUGAGGACAAAGGUGAUCUGUGUUUUAAAUCAAAUGACUCUCUGGUGACUCCAGUGCCACUCAGCCUUGAAGAUUUGUCCAAAGUAUGCAAGAAGGACUCUGUGAUCACCCAACAGCUCCAGCCGUAUUAUGUGGCCCGAAACGUCAGCAACCAGUUGAAGUGUGUCUCCAAUUGCAGCUUUUUGCACCCUGAACCCUUUCGCUGCGAACAGGGAAGCUGCUACAUUAAGCCCAAUGGGCCAAACUGCUACUGCGAGCAGUCGGAUGCCUACUGGUACACUGGCCGCCACUGUGACCAAGGCAUCAGCAAGGUGGGGGUGGCCGUGGGGGUGGCCCUGGGUCUGGCGGUGCUGGUGCUCCUGAUCCUCAUCCUGGCUGCCCUCCUCUGCUGGCAGCGCUGCUGCCCACAAAAAGACCGCAGGCGGCUGCGUUCAGAUCCCAACGAGGAGAAAUGGUACGAGAAUGAGUCAGACUGGGUGGCCAGGCCUCAGGGCUUCGCCCCGCAGAGCCCCGAAGCCCAGCACCAGGUGCCAGACCCCUCUGCCAGCGCUGGCGGGGAGGACGCCCGCUCCGCAUCUGAACAGGGAGGCUUCCAACCUUGGCUGGACAAAGUGGACACAUCCCUCCAGGCACGGAUUGCUCGGCCCCGAAUAACCCAGCUCUGAAGAAGCCUUGGGAGUCAACGCUGGAUCAGAGCAGGGCCAGUGGUGGCUUGUCCCAAGGUCCGGGCACUCCCUGGCGGUCUGCUGUGU